UCUCUCUCUCUCAUUACUCAGAUUUUCGUUGUGAUGACAGCAAACUCGUCUCUCAGAAUGAGGCGAAACUGCAACUUAGAACUUCGCCUUUCUCCCACCACCACCGCCGCCGCCUCCUCUUCCGCCGAUAACGGCAGCCUUCAAAGCCAGCAACUCACCAUCUUCUACAACGGCCGGAUCUGCGUCUGCGACGUUACCGAGCUUCAGGCACGAGCGAUUUUAAAGCUGGCAACUAGAGAAAUGGAGGAGAAAGACUUGAAUGAACCGACAUCGCCGAUGCUACAACAAUCUCCCGUACCUCGGACACCGACCACUUCCGGGCUCUCUAUGAAGAGAUCGCUGCAAAGAUUUCUGCAGAAGAGGAAGCAUAGAGUCCAAGCAACAUCUCCAUACAAUCACUGAAGCUAAUUACAAGUCAUUUGGGGUUUAGAAAAUGUUUUAGAUCAAGUUCUUGAUGUCCCUUUUUUUGUUUUGUUUUUUUUUUUUUGUAAAUUACUAUGUUUUUGGUUUUUGUUUAAUUCUUUAGCAUUAAAAUUAACUUUCUCUGUGUUUUUAGAAUCCAUAUACAUAA
Cucurbita pepo subsp. pepo (vegetable marrow) is the source of this 571-nucleotide messenger RNA. Its product is annotated as protein TIFY 5A. Gene Ontology annotation, biological process: regulation of jasmonic acid mediated signaling pathway; response to wounding; regulation of defense response. Gene Ontology annotation, cellular component: nucleus. The record is from RefSeq and is a predicted model, not a curated record. NCBI's taxonomy places the organism in Eukaryota, Viridiplantae, Streptophyta, Magnoliopsida, Cucurbitales, Cucurbitaceae.